Molecule: messenger RNA, 2520 nt
Organism: Tilletiopsis washingtonensis
Lineage: Eukaryota; Fungi; Basidiomycota; Exobasidiomycetes; Entylomatales
Exons: 1
Coding region: 45-2402 (785 amino acids)
Source: RefSeq, a predicted model, not a curated record
CACCGCCCGCCGUGUUGCGACGGCGCGCCGUUCCACCGCCCGCCAUGUCGCGCCCCGGCCCCAGCAUGCCGCGAGCGGCGCAGCAGCAGCAGCAGCCACCGGCGCCACUCGCUGCCCGCCUCGGCAGCUACCUCCACGCGCUGCCGCCGCCGCUCUCCUACUGCUUCGGCGCCGCGCCCGACGACGAUGCCGACGCUGUGCGUCAGCGCCUGCUGCCCUCCGAAGAGACGUUCGACGACAGCGACGCCAUCUCGCUGCUCAGCAACAUCAACGACCGCUCGCGCCGGCGCCGGCGCGGCCGCCGCACGCGCGACUGGGGCCACGGCGCCCAGCAGCUCAUGGCGUGCGGCCUCUUUGGGCGCGCAAAGGGCCAGAUCCAGACGCGCGAGCCGACACGGCCUGGAAGCAGCUCGCGCCACGGCCGUGCCGACAGCACCGACAGCCUCGACGACAGCCUGCGCGGCCUGGGCGAGAGCGGCGACGAGGACGCCGGCAUGCUACCCGACGCGGCGAUACGCGGCAUCGGCGACCCGCAGGCGCUGCUCGAGGCUGAGGAGGCACAGCGCCAGGCCGAGGAGGCAGAGAUUCAGCGCAGAGAGGCCGCCGAGUUCGCAGAGGCCGCCGAGCGGCGCGCGGCGCUGCAGCGCCAGGCAGAGGCCGCCCGCGUUGCGGCCGAGGAGGAGCUGCGCAAGCAGGCCGAGGAAGAGGCGCGUCUAGCUGCAGAGGAGGAGGCAGCCGCCGCCAAAGCCACAGCUGCCGCAGAAGAGCGGCGGCUUGAGCUCGAACGGCAGGCGCAGGAGGAGGACGCUGCCGAGGCUCGCCGGCAAGCAGAGGCAGAGGCUAAGGCGGCCCUAGAGCGGGCGCGCCUGGCCGACGAGGAGGCGCAGCGCGCAGCCGAGGCCAAGGCAGCGGCAGCGAAAGCCGAGCAAGAGGCUGCUGAGCGCCGCGUUGCCCUUGAGGCCGAGGCUGAAGCUGCACGCAAGGCCGCCGACGAAGAGGCUGUGCGCAAGGCCGAAGAGGCGGCUGCCUUGGCGGCGCAGCAAGAGGCCGACGCGGCAGCUGCCGAAGCUGAGGCCCUCGAGGCUGCGGCGCUCGCCAAGGAGCGACGAAGAGCCGAGCGGCGAGCAGCGCGCGCAGCUCUGGCGGCAGUGCGCGACGAAGGCGGACGCUCGCGCUACCAGACCGAGGCAGAAGCUGAGGCAGCCGCCGGCGGCUUCGAGUUUGCAGAUGCACCCGAGCAGCCGGACGAGUAUCCUGGCAGCUAUGGCGCGCACGCAAGCCGGCGCGCACCGCAGGAGCACUGGGGCCUCGCAAGCGGCCCCGAGGGCUACGGCUACGAGCAGAACGGCUACGAGCACGAUGAGUACGGCCAGUACCGCGACUCGCGGCAGCAGCACUUCUACGACGCGCAGUACGAGGCCGGCAACGGGCACUUCCAGCCGCAGGAGCUGCCGCAGGAAGUCGUGCACCACCACCACUACUACCACGAGCCGCCAUCGGCCGGCAGCGAGCCUGAGCCCACCAGCUACCUCUCGCCGCCCGCCCUGCCCGCGCUGCCGAGUCCGAUCGUCGGCGAGGACGAGUCGCUGAACCGCGAGGUCGAGGAAGACGAGGAGGAUGCAGACAUCGCCGGCCUCGGCUUCUCCAAGCGGCGUGCACCGCGCUCCGGAGCAGCAUUCGGCGGCUCACGCAGCGCCGGCUCCGGCGGCAGCGGCUCUCAAAGCCGCGCAAGUGGCUCGGCAACAGGCCCGCGCUACCAGGUGUCGCCGAGCUUCGCGUUCGGCGGCGCUCCAUUGAGCGAUGAUGCGCGCAUUCGCUCAGCCGACGGCUCGAAUGAAGGCGGCAGCAGUGCUGCCGGACGGCCAAGCUACCGAGACCGGCCUCGCCGGCACGAGCGGCGCGACAGCCGCAGCACUACGUCGAGCGCUGGCCGGCCUCGUGAAGGCCUGGCUCCGCGCGCCGCCGGCGGUCGCAGCCCGGUCCUCGGCGGCGUGCGCGAGCUCGACAUUGCCGCCAACGAGGAUGCAGCAGACGCUGCGGCCGGUGGCUUCGACAGCGUCGUCCCGCCGCCACUGCCAUCCUCGCACUCGCCGCUGCUCAGCCCCGACUCCGCCGCCAUGCCGCCGCCAGCCUCGACGCGCGCCAAGCAGAGCUACCGAGAGCGCCGUGCCGGCAACGCCGAGACGUCGUCGGCCGGCUCGAGCUCAGCGCCGCGCUCAUCUCCGCGCAAGGCCGCCGAGCGCGGUGGCAGCGGCAACGGCUUUCCUUCGGUCGGCCUCGGACGCAGCACGGGCGGCAUGUGGAAUGCGCCUGGCUCCAGUCCCGUCCGCAACUCGGCCGCGCUCUUCGCACAUGCGCCCACCCGACGCGCAGACGACGAAGACGACGUGGACUUCGCCUAGACGCCACGCCACCGGAUGCUCUACCCCUCUAUUCCCGCUCUGCGCGCCCGAGUGCGACUCGCAGACGCCUCUCACGACUGCUUUGUAUAAUGAAUGUCAGAUGAUACGGAGCACGGCU